Messenger RNA from Mangifera indica (mango), 4214 nucleotides. RefSeq names its product protein FAR-RED IMPAIRED RESPONSE 1-like. Gene Ontology annotation, biological process: regulation of DNA-templated transcription. NCBI's taxonomy places the organism in Eukaryota, Viridiplantae, Streptophyta, Magnoliopsida, Sapindales, Anacardiaceae. Gene Ontology annotation, molecular function: zinc ion binding. The transcript is spliced from 6 exons. Bases 1752 to 3818 code for a protein of 688 amino acids. The record is from RefSeq and is a predicted model, not a curated record.
AUAAAUGGACCUGGCACAUGAUAUUAUCUGGGCCACAAUUUCUUAGAAACCAAACCAAUGCACUCCAAAAAGUUUACGCUUCGCAGAAAAAGGUGAAAGCCCAUGCAAGCAUUUUGUUUAGUGGACAGUGCAGUUCAGUUGCUUUCUCUCGCUAGCUUUUGAUCCUCUGAAAUUCGUUCUAUUCGAGGUCGGAGAACCCAUCAUCGACGAUUUGAACCUCAGAGAAUCUUAAUUUGAUUGUUCAGAUUCUUAUUCUGUGAAGUUUCUGGGAUUUUCUCGUGCGUGUGUUUGUGGGUUUCUGACGAUUAAUUUAUUGUAUAUCUUCUUGCAGUUUAUGGUAAGUUUAAUCUCUAAACUCUGAAGCGUACAAUUGUGUGUGCAAUUUUGGAUACCGGAACACGGAUGUUAAUGGAUUCUGUGCUUUCUUUAUUUUUUUUCUUCAAAAUUCGUUUUCUGUAUUGAUUAUUAUAUUUAUGAAUUUCUUUGGUGUGUUGAAGUUUGAAUUUUGUUUCAGUGUUUAACAAAUUAUUGUUGGUUCUAGUGUCAAAUACUUCAAAAUAUUUUGUUGCUUCUGUAUUUUAUCCCUCAUGUUGUUUCAUAUUCCCUGGUAUAAAUUUAGUAAUUUUGCUGAUGUAAUUAAAUUGAUGGUCAUAUUAUGAGGUUCACAAAGCAAACUUUGGACCCCUCAAUCCUCAUAGUUCCUGUCAGUUUUUCUUGUACCUUUGUCAGCUUUGCUUGUUUUUAUAGUGGCAUUUUUGCUAGAAGUAAAUUCCCAAUAAGAGUGUCAUGAAAAACCAAGUUCAUUGCUAGAGUGGUUCAACCUCGUCCUUUGCAAUAAGAACCAGCAAGUUAGAUGAAGUUUGAGUGUUGAUUAUUUUCAAUUGCAGAACCAGCAAGUUUGAUGAAGUUUAGGACUAAAUGGUCUUUCUUGUAGAAUUCAUCUCUCAUGUAAUUUAUUGAGGCAUCUUGUUUGUGUCAAAGUAAUAGGUUAGUAAAUGCAUUAUGUGUCUAAUUUAGGAUUCUAUCAGUAAAACUAAAUUUACACCCUUGCUAACACCUUAGACUAACUAAUGUGGCAGCAAACAUGGUAAAUGCCACCUCAUCAACUAUGUCACAUAUCUUCCAUGUUAGUCCCUCUAAUAUUUAAAAAAUAAAAAAUAAAACUCACUCCUUUCCCUAAAUUAGAAACCUUUCCCAAAUUGAAACCCUAAAUCAAAUCUCUCACUCACAAAUUUGUCCUCUUCCACCACCACAGUUGGUAUUGUCUUCAACUGCCAUUGGCCACUAUUGUUCGUUCUUCCUCUCUCACCAUUGUUCAAUCCAGUACAAAACGCAUACGGUUUGGGCUUCAACUACCACCACUGCCGAUCAUCCUCUAUCACCACAAAUAAAGGCUUUUUAUCUUAUUCACUAUUUCCUCUUCAUAUUACUCUCCAUUUAUGUUAUUAGAUGUACAUUUUUCAGUGUCUUUGGCAAUACUUUUGUCACAAACUCAGUCAUUUAUGUUAAUGGAUAAACAUUGUAGUAAAUAUACCUUGUUUAGUCUGAACCGUUGGUUGUCUUCUUCCAGGAAGCAAUUUUGGUCAAAUUAGGAUCUUUGAAUGAUGUUCAUGAUAUUUAUUAAUAUAGGUGUCUUUUCUUCAGUCUACAUAUUAACUAGUAAAGGUUGUUAUGAAAGAUACUGUUAGAAUUAAUUACUCUUUAUAUACUAAGUCUGAGUUUGGUGUUGGUGUUGUAUCAAUGUACCAAAGAUGGAAGAAUGCAGUCAAACAAAAUCAGAGAAUUGUUCUUCUCAUUUCAAUUGUGUGGAGGAUAAUCAUUCUCAAGAAAUAGAAGAUACAAGAAGUGUAAAGGAGGAAUGGGAGCCUAAGCGUGGAAUGAUUUUUGAUUCAUUUGACAAUCUUGUCCAAUACUAUAGAAACUAUGGGAAUAAAAUGGGCUUUGAAGCUAUCAUACGAUCUUCAAGGAAAGGAGAUGAUGGAGAGGUAAAAAACGUGACAUUAGCUUGUUCUUGUACUGGGAAGCCGAGGAGUAACUCCAGAAAUGCUUUUAAAAGGCGACCAGUGACAAAAACUAAUUGUAAGGCUCGAAUUGGUGUAUCCAUAUGUUCAGAUGGAAAAUGGCAAAUAUGUUCAACUGUCUUUGAUCAUAACCAUGAACUCUAUGAUCCUACCAAAGCUAGAUAUUUCAAGAAAUAUAAAAAGAGGAAGCAUGAAGUGAAUGAUAGGGCUGGGGUUAGACCAAAUCAAAAAUUCAAUUCUUUGUUAGUUGAAACAGGGGUUGUUGAGAAUUUUCAAUUACUAAGGAAAGAUUGUAGGAACUAUAUUGAAACAGUCAGGAGGCUACGACUUAGUGCUGGAGAUGCUUCUGCAAUCCAAAAAUAUUUUUUGAAAAUGCAAAUUGAGAAUUCAGAUUUCUUCUAUCUAAUGGAUUUAGAUGAAGAGGGUCGAUUAAAGAAUGUUUUAUGGGUGGAUGCAAGAAGUAGGGCUGCAUUUAAAGAAUUUGGUGAUGUUGUAACAUUUGACACUACAUAUUUGACUAAUAAGUAUGAUAUGCCAUUUGUUGCUUUUGUUGGUGUUAAUCAUCAUGGUCAUUUAAUGUUGUUAGGUUGUGGGUUAAUCUCCAACAAGGACACAAAGACAUUUGUAUGGCUUUUUCAAUCAUGGCUUACAUGUAUGUCGAAUCCUCCUAAAGCAAUAAUCACUAAUCAAGAUGAGGCAAUGCAAAAUGCAAUUGGGAUUGUGUUCCCUGAUACACGACAUAGAUGGUGUUUGUGGCAUAUAAUGAAGAAACUAUUUGAAAAGUUAAAAGGUUAUUGUGAAUAUGAAUAUAUUAAGUUUUCUUUGCAAAAUGUUGUGUAUGAUUCAUUGACACAAGAGGAGUUUGAAGAACGUUGGAAUAGGUUCAUUGAUAAACACAACCUUCACAAUGAUGCUUGGUUACUUGGAUUGUAUAAUGAAAGGCGACGUUGGGUGCCAACUUUUGUAAAAGAUACUUUUUGGGCAGGUAUGUCUGUUACACAACGCAGUGAAAGUAUACAUGCAUUCUUUGAUGGAUAUAUUAAUGCAAAAACCACUUUAAAACAAUUUGUGGAACAAUAUGAGAAUGUGUUGCAUGAUAAAGUGGAAAAAGAAAGAGAGGCUGAUUUUAAAUCUUUCAAAUCAUGGAUCCCUUGCAUAAGCACAUAUGCUAUUGAGAAACAAUUUCAAGAUGCAUAUACCACUACGAAAUUUAAAGAGUUUCAACAAGAGCUUGCUGCUAAGCUCUAUUGUGAAGUAUCUUCUUUUAAAGAGAUUGAUUCCUUCAUGGAAUUUAUAGUAGAAGAAGAUGUUAUGGUUGGAGAGAGUCACCGUCGUGUUCCUUUUGUGGUUUUCUUUGAUGAAACAACUCGUGAUGUUCGUUGCAAUUGUCGGCUGUUUGAGUUUAGAGGAAUUUUAUGUCGACAUGCAAUUGUGGUGUUGAUUCGUAAGCAAAUUUUUCAUGUACCAGAAAAGUAUAUUUUAAGGCGGUGGAGAAAAAAUAUAAACAGAUGUUAUACCAAGGUUAAGAUAAGUUAUGAUAGUUGGAGUACCAAUCUUGAAGGACAACGAUUUGAUCAAUUGUCUAGUUUAUUCAACACUGUAGCAGAUUUGGCAUCAAACAAUGAGGAUGAUUGUAAUAUGGUGAUAGAAAUGAUCAAUGAUAUGAAGAAUAAAUUGAUGUCGAAUGAGAUUGUUGGCAAGAUUUAUAAAAAACUAAAUAUGUCAGCUAAUAGUAGGACAAAUUGUGAAGGUGUUGAUGGUACUUUAAAAAAAGUUAAAGGAGAGCUUGUUAUAUGAUGUGGUGCUUUUGUGGUUUGGCUAGGAGCAUAUUUGAUGUUUCAUGUACUAGUUCUAUUUUUAUGUUGGCUAGUGAAUGGUGAUUGAUAUUUCAGAGAUGUAGGAGUUUGUAUUUGCAUGUAUGAUGAUACCAAUCCAGUCAGUUGAGAUGGUUGGAAUUACAAGCUGCACUCAUGGGUAGGCACAUCGGUGGAGGUUAUUUGCGCUAAUGAUAAUCUUUGUAAAUUUAUCUCUUUUUUCAAGUUGUGUCACUGAUUAAUGGAGUUUUUCGCUGUGGUAUUUCUCUUAAAUUAUGUUGCUACUUCUAUUACUCUUGGUGUUUAUUCAUCAGUCCAAACUGCUGCUGUAGAUGCAGAUAAUGUUAUAUGUGCAUUAUAUGUUACAAAAUUGUUACCA